Ceratitis capitata (Mediterranean fruit fly) is the source of this 1233-nucleotide messenger RNA. RefSeq names its product Down syndrome critical region protein 3 homolog. Gene Ontology annotation, cellular component: endosome. The transcript is spliced from 4 exons. The record is from RefSeq and is a predicted model, not a curated record. Gene Ontology annotation, biological process: intracellular protein transport. Bases 41 to 1027 code for a protein of 328 amino acids. Lineage: Eukaryota; Metazoa; Arthropoda; Insecta; Diptera; Tephritidae.
CACAGUUUUAGUGGCUUUGUAAACAAAAUGGUAAUAAUUAAUGAAACAGCUGUUUGUUAAUCUUUUAUCCCCAUUGAUAAAAACUGCCAGAAUGAGCUCCAUUAAUUUUGAAAUACGUUUAAAUAAAGAAAAUAAAAUAUAUUACGAAGGUGAGCUAUUAAAGGGCUGCGUACAUUUCAACUGCCCAGCGGAAUCCAAACAUGAUGGCAUACAAUUAACUCUAGAAGGUGUUGUAAAUCUACAACUAAGUACAAAAAAUGUUGGCGUCUUCGAUGCAUUCUACAACUCCGUGAAACCGAUAACACUUUUCAACACAACACUUGAAUUAGCAGCGCCAGGGAAAUUACCUGCCGGCAGUUCGGAAUUCCAUUUUGAGCUGCCUUUAAUUUGUAAUAAAGAACCGCGUGUACUUUAUGAAACAUAUCAUGGUGUAUUUAUCAAUAUUAAUUAUCAAUUACGUUGUGAUGUAAAACGCAGCUUUCUCGCAAAAUCAUUACAAAAAACACAGCAGUUCUGUAUACAAAAUAAACCCACACUAGUGGAUAUCAAAACGCUAACUUCAACGGAAGUUAAUUUCAGUAUUAGUCCAGAAACGUUGCAAAAGUCUGCGAAAGAGCGUAUAAAUAUACCGCGAUUUCUUAUAACGGGCAAAUUAGAUCAAACGGAAUGCUGUGUUACUCGCCCAUUAACGGGACAAAUAACAGUACAGCAUACAGAAGUGGCAAUUAAGUCAAUUGAAUUGCAAUUAUUGCGUGUAGAAACAUGCGGCUGCACGGAGGGUUAUUCUAAAGAUGCAACCGAAAUACAGACUAUACAAAUUGCUGAUGGAAACAUUUGCCCGAAGCUGGAAAUACCUAUAUACAUGAUUUUACCACGUCUAUUCACUUGUCCGACACUAAUAACAAAGAAUUUUAAAAUUGAGUUCGAGUUAAAUUUGUUGGUUAUUUUCAAAGAUGAUUACGUUGUUACUGAAAAUUUUCAAAUCAUCUUGAAACGUACAGUUUCACAAAGUGAUAAUAAACUGUAAGGCAAUAAUAAUAAUAUAAAAAAUAUUGCGUUUUCCAGCAUUCCUAACGAAAAUAAUAUCAAUUUGGAAACAUAAGCAAACAUAAGCACAUAUAAAAAAAUGUACGUGUAAGAAUAGAAUAUAGCAAGUUUAAGCGAAUCGGUGCAAUGUCUAUAAAGCAAUCUUAUGUUAUAUGCAAUAAAAGUUUCGACGUAAAUUUACAUAAA